This is a messenger RNA of Cucurbitaria berberidis CBS 394.84, 1330 nucleotides long. RefSeq lists its product as uncharacterized. The record is from RefSeq and is a predicted model, not a curated record. The transcript is spliced from 2 exons. Bases 154 to 1215 code for a protein of 353 amino acids. Gene Ontology annotation, cellular component: nucleus. Lineage: Eukaryota; Fungi; Ascomycota; Dothideomycetes; Pleosporales; Cucurbitariaceae. Gene Ontology annotation, biological process: kinetochore assembly; mitotic sister chromatid segregation.
CCAUAGAAUCCAUAAGAAAGGACUGUCUUUGUCGGAGCUACAGCUUAGACUGCAGUCACUUUGUCUUGUCCUAUCACUCCGUCGUCACACGUAGAACCGCUUCAGCAGCCAGUCGAUGCUCAGUAACCGGCACCAUCGCAGUACUGUCACAUCAUGGAGCAACAACAGAAAGACCCCAUGGAGAGAAUACGAGAGUUUUCCAAAGAAGCUCGUGAACUCCAAGAUGACUCGAUGGACUUUGACGCGUCCAGCACCGAGGCGCGUCUAGAGCAAACAUUGAGGGAAUUGCAGGCACGCGUUGGAGAACAACAUGCAGCGCUGGACGAGUUACGUUCCCAAGCGAACGGUAGCCUGGAAGCUGCUGCACAUGCCUCAGAUGAUCCACGCCAAAAGCUCCAACAACUCAUAGUGGUCAAAGACGCGUAUCAACGCCUCAAGCCAACAGCAACACUCCUUCCAGCCCCCAAGUCUGUGCUACCAGCGCUAUUGGCAGCGCGUACUAUUCAACGUAACGUUCAAGGAACCAAGGAAGCUAUCACAAGCACGCAACGUCAAAUCACCAGAAUAGAGGCCACCCUGCGCCGCGAAGAGGCCAAUCUGCACGAUGCCAAUCUCCUCACACAAGCCAUGGAGAGCCGGAUCGAGCGACUGCGCGUCCAGCAUGAGGACCAUUCGCACAAGAAUCCUGCGCAGCUUGCACGGGAGCUCAUCGCAGGCAAACGUGCUCAAAGGGAGGGCUACGACGCAGAAAUGCAGCACCUCGGCGAAGCAAUGGACAAUUUCAUCAACGACUACCUAGCUGGUAUGAUUGCAGCUGAAGAACUCGGCGGCCCUGUCGUAGGCGACAUGCUUGACGUUGAAGACGAUACGCUCGCAGCUGGCUUCACGAAGAAAGGACGCGCGAAGUCGUCCAAAAAACCUUUGUCUACAAAGUCUCGCCAGCGCAGGAUCGAUCAGAUAUGGGGCAGCAAAGCUGUUGUUGCGGACGACGAAGAACCGCCUACAGAGGCUGAAGCUGCUGAUGCGGAGAUGCGACAACUGCUUGAGGAUUUGUUUGCUACGCUGAUAGGGCCAGGAGGGGGGAAGGCGUACUAUCAGCUUCAAAAGGAUUCUGCGACUUCGAGGUUUCUAGUCCGAGCGAAGGUUGCGCAGUUUCAUCCGAAGGACGCGACGAAGCUGCGAUUGAUUGACUUUGGGAGGGAGUUGGAUGACUGAUCCUCUCAUGUUGGGCUCAACAAAUGAGAUGUGAGAUUUGGAAACUUAAUGAUAUACCAAGAAGUUGACAUUGGCUUGGAUCGGGGUCAAUUGGCUUCAUUAGACGAGCGCUUGA